Epinephelus fuscoguttatus (brown-marbled grouper) is the source of this 4331-nucleotide messenger RNA. RefSeq names its product solute carrier family 12 member 7b (gene slc12a7b). Gene Ontology annotation, molecular function: potassium:chloride symporter activity. NCBI's taxonomy places the organism in Eukaryota, Metazoa, Chordata, Actinopteri, Perciformes, Serranidae. The transcript is spliced from 25 exons. Gene Ontology annotation, biological process: potassium ion homeostasis; chloride ion homeostasis; potassium ion import across plasma membrane. The record is from RefSeq and is a predicted model, not a curated record. Gene Ontology annotation, cellular component: membrane. The coding region runs from base 350 to 3619 and encodes 1089 amino acids.
GUACUGCCCCCACUGGGCGGGGCAGUCGCACGCUUCCUUAUUUGGCUAGUCGGUGCGAGGGGGGUCGGGGUCACAUGUGUGCACAGCAGAAUUCUAGCGAUAGGAACAAAAACUCAGAAGUAAGAGCCGACGUCUGCCCAGGAGAGGAGAGCACACCGGGGCAGUGGGUCUGGGUGAGAAGACAAACAGUUGAGAAGGAGUGUGUAAGAAAGAAGAGAGGAGUGACAGCUGUUGGACGGAGGAAGAGACAGGAGCAGCUGAACAGAGAGGGAGGGAGAGGGAGGAGAAAGGAGAAAGAGAUAAGAGUGCGGCAAACAGGAGACAUUGAGAGGAAGCACAUGGUGUAGAAAUGCCCACCAACUUCACUGUGGUCCCAGUGAGGGACGGCGCCAGAAAGGCAAAAGAGGGUGACGAAGAUGAUGAUGUGGAUGACAACAAUGUGGUGAAAGAGGAAGGGGAAGGCGCCACAGGUGAUGGCGUCCCCAAGGAAAACAGUCCCUUUAUCAACAACACAGACAAUGACAAAACCAACAGCUACGAUGGCACCAACAUGGCCCUGUUUGAGGAGGAGAUGGACAGCAACCCCAUGGUGUCGUCUCUCCUCAAUAAACUGGCAAACUACACCAACCUCACCCAGGGGGCCCAGGAGCACGAGGAGGCCGAUGAUGACGAGGGACCCAAGAAGAAGGCUGUUAAGAGCCCUCAGAUGGGGACCUUCAUGGGCGUCUACCUCCCCUGCCUCCAGAAUAUUCUGGGGGUCAUCCUGUUUCUGCGUCUUACGUGGAUUGUCGGCACCGCCGGCAUCUUGGAGUCCCUUGCUAUUGUCUGCCUGUGCUGUUCUUGUACCAUGCUGACCGCUAUAUCCAUGAGUGCAAUCGCUACCAAUGGUGUUGUGCCAGCUGGAGGCUCCUACUACAUGAUUUCCAGGUCUCUGGGCCCAGAGUUUGGUGGAGCUGUCGGUCUCUGUUUCUACCUGGGCACAACCUUCGCUGGCUCCAUGUACAUCCUUGGUACUAUAGAGAUUCUGCUGACCUACAUUGUGCCUAAAGCAGCCAUCUUCGUGGCAGAGAAAAAAGAGGAUGAGGUGGAUGCCCUGCUGAAUAACAUGCGUGUUUACGGCUCGUGCUGCCUAGCGCUGAUGGCCGUGGUUGUCUUUGUCGGGGUGAAAUACGUCAACAAGCUUGCGUUGGUCUUCCUGGCCUGUGUCAUUCUCUCCAUCCUCGCCAUCUAUGCCGGAGUCAUCAAGUCCAUCUUUGAGCCUCCGGACUUCCCUGUUUGCAUGUUGGGGAAUCGCACCCUGCAGAACCACAACUUCGACCGUUGUCUGAAGACAGAAGUGAUAGACAACAUAACGGUCACCACCAAGCUGUGGAAGCUGUUCUGUGAGACAGACGGGCUCAACGCCACCUGCAACGAAUAUUUCAACAACAACAAUGUGACCGAGGUGCAGGGGAUCCCCGGGCUGACGAGCGGAGUCAUUUCAGAAAACAUGUGGUCAGUGUACGGCCCUCUGGGUAUGAUGGUGGAAGACAAGAAGAUGCCAUCUUUCGGGGGGAGUGACCCUGCCCAGGACAUCUACAUGCCCUACGUGGUCAAUGACAUCACCGCCUUUUUCACACUCCUGGUCGGCAUCUACUUCCCGUCUGUCACUGGUAUCAUGGCUGGUUCAAACCGGUCAGGUGACUUGCGGGACGCCCAGAAGUCCAUCCCAAUCGGGACCAUCCUGGCUAUCGCUACCACUUCCUUCAUCUACAUCAGCUGUGUUGUUCUAUUCGGCGCCUGCAUUGAGGGAGUUCUCCUUCGAGACAAAUUUGGUGACGCAGUGAAAGGGAACCUCGUCAUAGGCACACUAUCAUGGCCCUCGCCUUGGGUUAUUGUGAUUGGCUCCUUCUUCUCCUGCUGUGGGGCGGGGCUGCAGAGCUUGACCGGCGCACCUCGCUUGCUGCAGGCCAUCGCACGAGACGGCAUCGUGCCUUUCUUGCAGGUGUUCGGUCAUGGGAAAGCUAACGGGGAACCUACCUGGGCUCUGCUGCUGACUGCUGGGAUCUGUGAGAUCGGUAUCCUCAUCGCCUCCCUGGACGCCGUGGCUCCUAUCCUCUCUAUGUUCUUCCUCAUGUGCUACUUGUUUGUCAACCUGGCCUGUGCAGUUCAGACCCUGCUGCGGACACCUAACUGGAGACCACGCUUCAAAUACUACCACUGGGCUCUGUCCUUCCUGGGAAUGAGCUUGUGUCUCGCUCUCAUGUUCAUCUGCUCCUGGUAUUAUGCCAUCGUGGCCAUGGGCAUCGCUUCCUGCAUCUACAAAUACAUUGAAUACAGAGGGGCAGAGAAGGAGUGGGGAGACGGCAUCCGUGGCCUGUCUCUAAAUGCAGCACGCUACGCCCUCAUUCGCCUUGAGGAUGCCCCACCACACACUAAGAACUGGAGGCCUCAGUUGCUGGUGCUGCUGAACGUUGACUCGGACCAAGGAGUCAAACACCCUCGUCUGCUGUCCUUCACCACUCAGCUGAAGGCGGGGAAAGGCCUCACGAUAGUGGGGAAUGUUUUAGAGGGGACCUAUCUCACCAAAGACUCAGAGGCCAGGUGUGCUGAGCAGAACAUCAAGUCCGCCAUGUCAGCAGAGCGGACGAAGGGUUUCUGCCACGUCGUGGUGUCCUCAAACCUCCGAGACGGCAUGUCCCACCUCAUCCAGUCUGCAGGGCUGGGAGGCAUGAAGCACAACACAGUCCUAAUGGCCUGGCCCGGGACCUGGAGGCAGUCCAAUGACCCGCAGUCGUGGAAGAACUUCAUAGAGACGGUGCGGGAGACCACAGCGGCCCAUCAGGCCCUGCUCGUGGCUAAGAAUGUGGACAGUUUCCCCACCAACCAGGACCGUCUGGGGGAGGGCACCAUCGACGUGUGGUGGGUGGUGCACGAUGGAGGCAUGCUGAUGCUGCUGCCCUUCCUGCUGCGACAGCACAAGGUGUGGAGGAAGUGUAAGAUGCGCAUCUUCACCGUGGCCCAGAUGGACGACAACAGCAUCCAAAUGAAGAAGGAUCUCCAGAUGUUCCUUUACCACCUGCGACUCGAUGCAGAGGUGGAAGUAGUGGAGAUGCAUGAUAACGACAUCUCGGCCUUCACCUAUGAGAAGACGCUGGUGAUGGAGCAGAGGUCUCAGAUGCUGAAACAGAUGCAUCUUUCCAGGACUGAGAGGGAGAGAGAGGCCCAGCUCAUCCAUGACAGAAACACAGCGUCUCACGCCACGAUAAACGACAAGGCCGACACCGGGCCCGAUCGGGUCCACAUGACUUGGACCAAGGACAAGCUCUUCUCGGAGCGUAAUCGCAACCGAGAGUGCAACGCCAACGUGGCUGUGCGCGACCUGUUCAACAUGAAGCCAGAGUGGGAGAGUCUGAACCAGUCAAAUGUCCGUCGGAUGCACACAGCUGUCAAGCUGAAUGAAGUGGUGGUCAACAAGUCGCAGGGAGCUCACCUGGUGCUGCUCAACAUGCCCGGACCACCGAGGAACAGAGGCGGAGAUGAAAACUACAUGGAGUUCCUGGAGGUUCUCCUCGAGGGUCUGAACCGGGUCCUCCUGGUGCGAGGCGGCGGCCGUGAAGUCAUCACCAUCUACUCUUAAAUAAAAAAAAAACUCUUAACGCCCCACCCUGCAUACAUGGGCUGUUCCCAUGGAUACCGGUCACCGGGCAUUUUCGGGGGGAAGAAGCCUAAUCUGGUUUUUGUGAAGGGCGGGGGUUGUUGGAAGGCGGGACCACUUGUGAUUGACAGAUGGUUUGAAGGACCUCAGGACGAAGGAAACGGCGUUGAAUCAGUCGACUGGCCGAGAGAGCAAGCACAGUGUGCGUCCACGCCGGGCCACUGCACCCCUGCACGUGGAAGAUAGAGCAUAGAGACACUUUAUAUUGUUCAUUUAAGUCUGAAAACGUCGUUAUGUUCUGUUACAUUUUCAUAUUCUUUCCCUCUUGUGUUGAUGUUGUCGAGUUACUGGCGCUCACUGUGUAAAGAUAAGCAAAGAAUGUGUGCUGUCGAUAUGAACCUCGUAGUCUUUCAUGUUGCACUCUGGGUGCAGAGACGUUUGCUGGACCUGAGACAAGGACAAGUUACAGAGUGGCUUUGAAAGCUGACAACAACAAAUACUGGACUUUCAAUAUUAGAUACAGUUUGGUGAUCUGUGCGGUCUGCGUCACCAUUCGUGAUAAUGUUUUCGUUUAAGAUCACUUUAAAGAAGCUGCUUUCAGUCUGAGAGAGCAAGCAGCGUGUUUAGAAGCUUUCUGAUUAGGUUGUAGAGUCGUUACCGUUGCAGAACAAGGGUCACGUGUGUAACUGAAGGU